GCAUGUGCAGAACCAUCUUCUGACUGCGCAUGUGCGGCACACAGAAGAUGGCAUCGUCCAUGAGUGGGAUGUUUUCUGGUCAGCAGCCGCCCGGUGCUCAUCCCGUCGGGGUUCCAGUUGGACCGGGACAGCCGGGCUUCCCCGGUACUACUACCAGAGCCCCUGGAAACAACACGUUGGUGGAUGAACUGGAGGCUUCCUUCGAGGCAUGUUUUGCAUCUCUGGUAAGCCAAGACUACGUUAAUGGAACUGACCAGGAGGAGAUUCGAACUGGUGUUGACCAGUGCAUUCAAAAGUUCCUGGACGUGGCUCGACAGACAGAGUGCUUCUUCUUACAGAAAAGGCUUCAGUUGUCUGUGCAGAAACCUGAGCAGGUGGUGAAAGAGGAUGUGUCAGAGUUACGUAAUGAGCUACAGAGGAAAGAAUUGCUGGUUCAGAAACACUUGUCCAAACUGCACCACUGGCAACAAGUGCUCGAGGAUGUGAGCGUUCAGCACCGCAAACCCUCCGACCUUCCUCCUCCUGGACCGCUGGCCUUUCUGGAGCAGGCCUCUGCGAGUCUGCCGCCUGCCCCUUUAAAACCAAACUAACAAACUAACAUAGGUGCGGUCACAUUAGUCUUCUGUUAAAUCAAAUUGUCCCACACCCAGAAUGUGAUGUUGAACUCUGACCUAUCUGCAGGACAAAAGUGUAAAGUGACCGCACCCGAACACUAUAAAGAAGAGACACACACACACACACCACGUUUGUCGGGUGAUGCCUGCCGUCAGGUGUCAACCUGUGAGAAAACUGUGGAACAUUUUGUUGUCACAGCUCAGCUGUGGGGGAAAAUCACAACAUAGUUUUAUUUCAACUUCUUUUCAGUAUUUUGAUUUAUGUAAAUAUUUCUGUUGCCGAAUUUUUUACUGUAAAAUUAAAAUUUCUGAGUAUUUUGACUCUGGA
Messenger RNA from Cottoperca gobio, 942 nucleotides. RefSeq names its product mediator complex subunit 28 (gene med28). Gene Ontology annotation, cellular component: mediator complex. The record is from RefSeq and is a predicted model, not a curated record. NCBI's taxonomy places the organism in Eukaryota, Metazoa, Chordata, Actinopteri, Perciformes, Bovichtidae. The coding region runs from base 30 to 590 and encodes 186 amino acids. The transcript is spliced from 4 exons.